UCUCCUACCAAACGUAUUAAACACUGCGAUGAUCAGAUCCUUGUCGCCAAUUCCGAUUUUCUUGUUUCAAAAUCGUCCCUCCUUGCGUCGAAUUUCAAAAUCUUCUGAAGAAGAACUGAUUUUCGUUCGUCGAUUGUCUGCGAGUUUCUUAAGGUGAGGACGUGGCCCAGCGGUAGAGUUGCAGGGGCAACCUAGAUAUCAAUGUUCAAUUCGUAGAAAAAGUCUCUCCACAUAUUAUGUGAGCUUCAGUUUGGUUUUUGGCAUGUUAGAGAUCAAAAACUGAUUAUCAAGGAAUGGAUCCUCGACAUACCGGAGAGAUGCUCAAGCAUUUGGAGAAGCAGAAUGAGUUGCUAAAGGAUUCCUAUAAAUCAAUGUCAUAUGAAUUGCAUAAACUUCAGGUAGAAGAAGAAAUGUUGAUGCGCAAAUUUUAUGAGCUUAUGACUGCUCACGGUCUGACGAAAAAGGGUGGAGAUGGUAACGUUUCAGAUAAUGGCAAAAGUGGGCACUCAACUGCCUUGGUUAAUGCCACUAGCAGUGAACAAUAGUGAGAAAUUUAGGUUGGUUGACUGUUCAAGCUCCUUAGUUAUUAAUUCCUCUGGUAAUUCAUUUUGAUCAUUUUCUGAGAAUAUAUGGUUCUUCUAUCAUCAAUUUUGUUUGGUAACCGAUUUUGAAAUUGUGACCCCUAUGGUGCUACUAAUAGGAAUGUCUUCCUUAGUUUCAUUCUUUAUCAAAGUCUCUUACCUUAGAAAUCCAGAUGAUUCUUUUUUACUAUAUAGUGGACGAUUUAUGUACUUGAUAUGUAUAAAAAGUUAUGCAUUGAGACUGGUAUGUACAUGAGAUCCAUAGAUGGAUGAUAACUCUCUUUUUUUUUCGUGUAGCUCUUUGAUUCAGAGUAAUUUUUGAGUCGCAUAAUUAAAUGUUUAAUUUGGCUAGUCCAA
Tripterygium wilfordii is the source of this 938-nucleotide messenger RNA. RefSeq lists its product as uncharacterized. The coding region runs from base 294 to 545 and encodes 83 amino acids. NCBI's taxonomy places the organism in Eukaryota, Viridiplantae, Streptophyta, Magnoliopsida, Celastrales, Celastraceae. The transcript is spliced from 6 exons. The record is from RefSeq and is a predicted model, not a curated record.